Messenger RNA from Astyanax mexicanus (Mexican tetra), 7756 nucleotides. It is a transcript of the gene kita, whose product is annotated as KIT proto-oncogene, receptor tyrosine kinase a. The transcript is spliced from 21 exons. Gene Ontology annotation, molecular function: transmembrane receptor protein tyrosine kinase activity; cytokine binding; ATP binding. Gene Ontology annotation, cellular component: signaling receptor complex. NCBI's taxonomy places the organism in Eukaryota, Metazoa, Chordata, Actinopteri, Characiformes, Acestrorhamphidae. The record is from RefSeq and is a predicted model, not a curated record. Bases 188 to 3127 code for a protein of 979 amino acids. Gene Ontology annotation, biological process: multicellular organism development; Kit signaling pathway; protein phosphorylation.
CACUGGCCCUUUAAGAGCAGCCCGCUCCUGGAGCAGCACUAGCGUCGCACCACCGCCGACUGACUCCUCAGCGGCAUUAGUGAACGAGACGCUAUACUGAGUAGAGAGACACACGAACCUGACGACACGCUCACACUCACACUCACCAGCACAGCCCCACACAGGACAACUAGAUGGAAUUAUAACUAUGGAAUACCAGUGGGUACUGCUGUCCUUCUUGUUGCAGUGUAUAUUUCGACCAGGCAGUUCCAGACUCACAAUUUCCCCGGACCAGCCCGCACUCACCGUCCCGUUAAACGACAAACUCGUCCUGCGCUGCCGAAGUGAAGGGCCAGUGCAGUGGCAGCGGGAAGACCGUCCGGGACGCAACGUGAGAGACGAGCAGAGGCGGGACAACGAGUCGGUCAUCACUAUAACCAAGGCAAAACUGCAUCACAUGGGAAGAUAUGUGUGCCUGGAGCAGCACUCAGGAGAGAAGAGCUCCAUCUACGUGUAUGUUAAAGCCUUCCUCUCAGCAGAUCCUGACAACGCCUUCAGGAGGGCCAUCAUAACAGACAUCAUGGCGGGGGCAGGCGAUGUUGCUUCCAUCCCGUGCCUGGCCACAGACCCCAGCAUGACAGACCUGCGACUGGAGACAUGCAACAAUCUCCCCCUGCCUGCAGGGAUGAGAUACACUGCCAGCACGGAGACAGGCGUCUCAGUGAGCAGUACGCAGCCUGCCUACGAGGGAUGCUAUGUCUGCGUAGGAACCCUAAACGGAAAUACAGUCAAAUCUGUGGAAUAUCAACUCAGCGUGCGACUGGUUCCAGACAAGCCCCCACUUAUUGCGCUGCGUGAGCCCAGAAGGGUAAUUCUGACUCAGGGCCAGAAACUCAGCCUUACUUGCAACACCUCCAACGUCAACAGUGACAUCAAAGUUAGCUGGAUUCCACCUGCUGGAGUGGUUGCCUCUGUACAGCAGUCCUCUAAACUUUUGACCGAACCCAUCUCACACAUCCGCACAGCCACCCUUCAAGUUCCGGCCGUGAAGAUGCAGGAUUCUGGAAGUUAUCGCUGUGAAGCUCAGAACUACAGAGGGAUCAGCACGGAGACAGUCUGGGUGGAUGUCUUCAGUGAAGGAUUUAUUAACUUGACACGUGUUGAAAACGGGACAUGGAGGGUGCGAGAAGGAGAGAGUCUGUCUCUGCGUGUGGACAUGGAUGCCUACCCCAAACCUCACACUUUAUCCUGGACCUACAACAGGCGAAAUCUCACCAACACCACUGACCACGUCAUUACCACACAUUCACACAUGUACAGUUAUAGCAGCGAGUUGAAGCUGGUGCGUUUAAAAGUGUCUGAGAGUGGAGUCUACACCUUUCUGGCCACAAACGGUGACGUGUCAGUCCAUCAAAAGUUUGAAGUUCAUGUCAUAAGUAAACCAGCAAUAGUGUAUCAUCAAGGACCAGUUGAUGGACAGGUGCGAUGUGUGGCCGAGGGCUAUCCCACACCUCAGAUCACAUGGUAUUACUGUGACCAGCCCCAUGCUAGGUGUUCUAAUUUGUUGAAUGCUACCCAAGAGGAGGAGGACGUCGUAACGGUAACCAUGACUAACCCGCCCUUUGGGAAGGGAGCGGUAGAGAGCCGUCUGAACAUCACCAAGAGCAAUUACCCCACCCUGGAGUGUGUGGCUUCAGCUGACGGCGAGAUCGUCUAUACAUUGUUCUCCAUCAGUGAGCGACCUGUUCAUCAAGAACUCUUCACUCCACUGCUGAUUGGCUUUGUUGUGGCAGCAGCAAUCCUCUGCCUCAUCCUGUUUGUUCUCACCUACAAGUACUUGCAGAAACCCAAAUACCAGAUUCAGUGGAAAGUCAUUGAGGGAAUCCAUGGAAACAAUUAUGUGUAUAUUGAUCCAACUCAGCUUCCAUAUGACCACCAGUGGGAGUUUCCCCGUGACAAGCUGCGAUUUGGUAAAACUCUGGGGUCGGGAGCAUUCGGAAAGGUGGUGGAGGCUACAGCCUAUGGAAUGUCCAAGGCAGACACGGUGAUGACUGUGGCGGUCAAAAUGCUGAAACCGAGUGCCCAUUCCACUGAGAAAGAGGCUCUGAUGUCAGAACUGAAGGUUCUCAGUUAUCUCGGCAACCACAUAAACAUUGUGAACUUAUUAGGAGCCUGCACUGUCGGAGGUCCAACUCUGGUGAUAACUGAAUACUGCUGCUUCGGGGAUCUGCUGAACUUCCUGCGCAGGAAGCGCGAGUCCUUCUACUGCUCCAGUCUGGGAGAGGACUGUUACUAUAGGAAUGUCAUGCUGCAGCCAGAUGAAGGUAGAAACGGCUAUAUGACAAUGCGGCCUUCGGUUAGGGGAGUUUUGUCCACUGAGAAACAACGUUCACCUCAGAAAGGCUCAUAUAGUGAGUGUGAUGUCAUCAGUGAGGUCCUGCAGGAGGACGGUUUGGCUCUGGACACAGAAGACCUGCUCAGUUUCUCCUAUCAAGUCGCCAAAGGGAUGGACUUCCUGGCUUCCAAAAAUUGCAUUCACAGGGACCUGGCAGCCAGAAACAUUCUGCUCACACAAGGUAGAGUGGCCAAGAUUUGCGAUUUUGGACUUGCCCGCGACAUCACUACUGAUUCCAACUAUGUGGUCAAAGGCAAUGCACGUCUCCCGGUGAAGUGGAUGUCUCCUGAGAGUAUAUUUGAGUGUGUUUACACAUUCGAGAGUGAUGUCUGGUCUUACGGCAUCUUGCUAUGGGAGAUCUUCUCUCUAGGGAGCAGUCCUUAUCCAGGUAUGCCUGUGGACUCCAGAUUUUACAAGAUGAUUAAGGAGGGUUACCGGAUGGAUUCGCCGGAGUUUGCUCCGGGUGAAAUGUAUGAAAUCAUGCACUCAUGUUGGGAUGCAGAACCCUUCAAGAGACCGUCUUUUGAAAAAAUUGUGGAGAAAAUUGAGCAGCAGAUCUCCGACAGCACCAAACAUAUCUAUCUGAACUUCAGCUCCAGGUUGCCUGUGGUAACAGGGUCCCACGAGGAGCCCAGCCCUCAACCCCCGUGCUUCAACCCAGCUGGAAGUAGCCACAACACUCCCACCCAACCCCUGCUGUCCAGUGAUGAUGUCUUCCUAGAAAGUGAAGCUUCCACGCAGUCACGUGUGUGAAGAAGCCCAUGGAAACGAUCUCCCAGUGCAUGCUGAGGUGUCCAGAUCAGUUCUGGACAUGGACUGAGACUUCAAGCCCUUCAGACAGACCCUGGAGUCAGUGUAGCAGCAUGCAAAGAACUCGUGGAACGGCUGAAACCCUGAUCCAUUAAUUAGGGCAGAAAUCAGCCGUAUCAUCUUCUCACUCUCUUCUGUCACCGAUGUAUAUAGUGACCCCUGCCAGAAAUGGGACGGACUGCUUUCAACCUUUUCCCCAUUACUUUGGUGCAGUGGGAUCAUGGGACAUGGAGCUUUACAGAAGGUCUCACAUUUUCCUUCGUUCUUUGAUGUUCUGAUGUGGUUAACCACUGUGGCACCUUCCAUUUGCUCUACAGACUUAACCUGGUUCUUCUACGGUACGCUUCUCCACACACAGAGGUACAGGGAAACAGAGUUUGGUGAAGAAUGAUGAAGUCUCAAUUCUCAAAGUUAUGGAUUGUAUGUAUUCGUUCUUGUUUAUUGAGACACAGAGCGUGGCCAGAGAGUUGCAUUCAGAGAUGAUCAGUGGUUUUACAGGUGUACUUUCGACAAGCACUAUCGAAUUUCCCAGCAAGAUGUGUCCUUUAAGCUUCAAACCUUUCCUUUACCUUUUCCUAAAGACGUUGGCGCUGUGUUUGGUAUGACGGUUUUUGGCAGCUUCAGAACAUUGCCUCAGUAUUAGUCAAUUUCAUGUAUUUGACUGUUGCUCCAGUUACUAUCAGUACAGAUUUGAUAUUGUGAAUGGGUGAUAUUCAAAUAGCAAGGUGACACAGAUGUUAUUUUCCUUUGUUAGGUUUAUCUACUGUCGCUGUAGCUUUAACGAAAGGUUUUAUAAGGAUGUAAAAGCAACAUAAACCAAAUAUUAGAGGCCUGAUUCUUUAAUUUAUCAAAUAGUAGUCUUGUAGUCUGUAGCUUUUUUGGGUAGUUCCUUUACUGUAGUUAUAGUGUAACAGGACUAUUUUCUUUUGUCUGGACUUCUGGCGUCACAUAUUAUUAUUAUUAUUAUUAUUAUUAUUAUUAUUAUUAUUAUUAUUAUUAUUAUUAUUAUUAUUAUUAUUUGUUUUUGAAAAAUUCUUAAUAUAACUUUCAUUCCACCAAUUUAAGUAGCAUCUCAAGAGUGCUGAAAUGCAAAAGGUGAUAGAAACCUUUUGCUCAUUGUUUACUUUUAAGAACUGUCUGUGUUGAGUAACAUUUCAGCUUUAAAUUCAGUAUUAUGCUUGGUUUGUUAUGUGAAGGAUUUUGUCUAGUAUGUUAAAAACCAAAUUUGAAACAGUUUGUUGUUCUGGCCAAAGUGAAGGUAGUAGUUGCAAAACUGGAGGAGUCAACAGACUCAGUUUACACACUGCUUGACACAUCUGGUUCUCAUCUACUUACCUGUACGUAGAGGUGGCUACAUGUUUAACACCCUGCUGUGUUUCACCAGUGGAUCUUACGCUCACACACUAUUUUAGGUAGUUCUGCCUAGAAUUUUAAGGUAGUUGAGGAGCACGGUAGCUUUUUGUAGCAGUAGUCAUUUUGUUAACAGUAGACAUAGGAGAUGGCAACGAUGUAGAGUACUAGGUUUUUGUACAUUUGUACAAAUAUAGUUUUUGCUAAAGCUUUUGCUGUAAGGUAUUGUACUUUAGCGUUUGCUAUCUGUGUAUCUUAUGUACAUAAAGCAGUCUGAACAAGUGUCUUGAGGAUCUUCACUCAAGACAAGUUAUUAAGGUUAGGAUUCGACUCAGAUUUAGAGACAUUUCUGAGUGUUUUCUUGACAAAAGAGAACAGAUGAUUAUUUUUUUUCAUAGUUCUCAGCAGUCAACAUUCUGACCUUUUGAACAUUUUUUCAUACAACACCAACUGUCGUGCCUCAUAAUUACUUGUAGGACUCUCUGCUCUCUUUCUCUCUCUCUCUCUCUUUUGCCAAUGAGAAUCGUGCUGUCGAAGGAGAAGCCAAUAGAAAGCUACUGCUUCUUUAGAAUCGGGUGCCAAUGGGGUGUGUGCUCUCUAUUGGAGCAUCCAAUGAGAAACUUUUCAGUGGAUCUGACAGUGGAGGGAUAGCUGCUGUGAGGGAGAGCCAUUGAGAGGAUUUUUUGGUGAAGGUGUAGCUAAUGGGAUUCUCAUUCCUUGUCAACUUUCCAAUGGAUAAAGAGCAGCCUCGCAUUUGAAGCGGAGAGUUUGGUGGAAUAUUGAAGGAAUACUCGUUACAGCGUUUUUCAGCAGCGUUGAUUGAUUUGGUAAAACAAUAUAACUACGAUUAUACUGAGAUUAAACUGCUGUGUUCUUGUUUUGUUUUAUGUUUCGGACAAUAAGAUUAAAUUAACAAAUUUUACUGGCUUUGGCCUAAAGGCUGAAUGUAUUGUACAAGACCAUGUACACAUCACAUUCUAACACACUUAAAAGAGAAGUCAAUAGAUAGCAUUCUUUUUUUGGGGGUUAAAGGUAUGUUGAAGUAAUGGGAAAUACAUAGAAAUACAUUGUCUGGGGCAAUCAACUGUUAAUCUUUAAUAUGACUUCUAAACUUAAAUAAAGCAACAUCAUUAAAAAUGAUCAGUAUAUAUACAAUAAAUAUCUUUGUCUAAAAAAAAGGAUGUGAACCCUGGCAUUAUACUGCCAUCCCCAUGCUUAACAGUCAGAAUGAGGCUUAUGGUCAAAUGCUCUGUUCAGGAUGGAUUCAGCAACCGUAACAUUUUCCAUUUAAGUCAAAUAGCUUUGAAUUCAUCUGUCCUCAUAAUUCACAUUCCUCCAUUAAGAUUCUGGCUUAUCCAUGCCUUGAAAACUUCAAACAGACUUCAGUGUUCUUUUUGGAGAAUAGUAGCUUUCUUCCUUUUGUCUCGCCAUGCACAUUAUUCCACCUGACUGUUCACCUAAUGGAGGACUCAUUAAUAUUGAAGCCUGUAGGGUCUUGGAUCUUAAAAAAAUGUUAGCCUGAAGUUUUUUGGGGUGUAUUCUCAUGAAAUUCCCCACCAUGACCAUGAUGCGUUUAUUUGGUGGACCUCCACAAUCAUCUGUCUCACAGUGGAUUGAUGGAGGCCAAACACUUUAUAAAUGGUUUUGUAACCUGUUCCAGCCUAAUGAGCUUCGAUUAGUCUUGUUCUGAGACUUCAGGAAUCUCAUUUGUUCAAGGCUUGGGGCUCUUCCAUAAACCCGUGUAAUGAAGACCAGACUAUAAUAGUGAAGAUCCAAGUUUACGUUCUUAAAACAGGGAAACUCCUGACUUUAGGUAACUUGAGUCUUGAGAAAUGUAUACUCUUCGAGGUUCACAUGCUAUUUCCAGCAAAGAUAUUUAGGGUUGGAUCAUUUUGCUAAACAAAUGAAUGUAAAAACUAUAUUUUUAUGUAUUAGAGUCAUUAUUUUACUAGUUUCUCUUGACUAGUUUUGGGGAUAAGAUGAAAUUUGAUCAGAUUUCACAACAAAUUUGAGCGUAAAUAAAAAAAAAUGAAGGGGCUCAGAAAUUCCCAGCAGCAGUGUAUGUUACAGAUGCAGCAAAAUGCUGAAGUGUUCUUUUAAGAUUAUGAGCUGCAGACAGAGUGAUUCAGACUAUGGCAGGUAGCCUCUGCUGUUACAUCAGUAGUCAGGACACCCGGUCAGUAGCUGAUUUCCCAGCUCUCUCUCUCUCUCUCUCUCUCUCUCUCUCUCUCUUUUCUUUGUGUCCAGCUGCUUCCUCCGGCGGAAGUGUCGCUUCCAGGGAGGCCGAGCUGGGGACGUCCCAGCCUCUCUCACUCUCUCUGUCUCCCCCCCCACUCACUUCCCUCUCUCCCUCUUCCCACACUGAAACAUUGUUCCGAGGUGGCAUCUGGCCGAGGCUGCUGUCUGCGCUUGUGUGCAUGUGUGCGAGUGUGUGUGUGUGUGUGUGUGUGUGUGUGUGUGUGUAUGUGUAUGUGUGUGUGCGUGUGGUCAGUGUAGCUUAAAUGCAGGUCAUUUUUGCUGGUAAGAUACCAGAGCACUGAUGGUUCCUCUAAUAGAGUUUCUAUCAUUUUAAUAUUCACUUUAUCAAACACACUGGAUGCCACAAACAGACAUUCAGCUACUGGUUUGUGGUAAUAUUAGCACUCUCAGCUCUCUUCCACUUGCUCUGUUUAAAUAUGACAUAAAAUAUAUAAAUAAUAACUUUUUUUGUUUUGUGUUUAGAGCAGUAUGGUACGUUUUUGCUUAUGCUGUAAACAUUAAGUGCAACUUUUUUUGUUUUCAUUGUGGAAGUUUUCAUACUUUUUUCAUAUUCACUUUAUCCAUUGCAUUGAAGUUGCUCUACCAGUUCUUCAUCCUUGUCAAGUUCCUUACGUAACAGUUUAAUUUGCCUGAAGCAAGUAUACAGCUUCAGUCUCAUCUGGUACAGCUGGCACAUAUUUUACAUUUAAUCUCAUGUACACUGAUGUAACCUCGACAUAUGGUCAUGAAGCUUGGUAAGGAAACCGUACUCUCAUGCAUGGGUUAUCUCCGUAGGUCUGUUUUCGGACUAUUGACAGUAGAGGUAUUUUUGGCCCUUAAAGAGAAGGUCUGUUAUGUGCAUUUCAUUAUUGUGUAUUUAUUUUACAGUUUUUAUUUUUCAAACAUUGGAAAAGUUGUAUUGUGUAAAACCUGUUGUGUGUCUGUUGUCUUGUUAUACACUGUAAAUAAACAAUUUAAAUGUAA